Cladocopium goreaui is the source of this 2955-nucleotide messenger RNA. NCBI's taxonomy places the organism in Eukaryota, Dinophyceae, Suessiales, Symbiodiniaceae. The record is from the annotation of a GenBank genome assembly.
AUGGCCGAAGACGAGGUGGAGAAACUUGGACCUCUUGCUCUACGGCUAGUUGAUGGACUUCGUGGAGCAAUUCUUCAAGUGGCCAGGACUUUGCCGGUGGACGAACUCGCUAACAAGGAGACAGGCGUGGAGUUCCUGCUGAAGAGCAUGACUAGUUCAUUGGCACCAAGGAACAAACAAGCAACCAGAGAUCUGUACCAAGCAGGGGCACAGUAUGGCGGCAUUCGCAGCAGACUGCGUGGAGAUUCGAUCGCCAGCUACGCUUUGAGGAGACGUGCCUGGUACAGGAUGAUGACCGACGUGGACCCGGACUUGAAGUUGCCCGAUGGAAUCUUGGCGGAGCAAUUGAUCCACGAGAAGGAGAAGGGCAGCAGUUUUGGUAAGGGCUACAAGUCCUCACCUUUCAAGGGCUUUGGAACCGGAAGUAAUCCAUCGAAGGGGAAAUGGCGCUCCUACUACGUGGAGGACGACGACAAACAGGAGUCAAGGGAGAGCGCAUCACAAUCUCUUGGCGGUUAUGAGGACAUCACCGACGACCACACUGUGUACCGUGCCGGGACUGCAGAACUCUGCGCGGAUGAGUAUGACCCCAUCCACGUUGCAUACCAAGCGAUGAAUGAUGAACGUCUGGAUGAAGAAGACCCUGAAGCGAUUGAGCAUGCGGCUGACAUCUUGCAGGCUGAGUCAGAGGCCUACCACGCGCAAUUGCACGCGCAAUCCCCUGGCCACUACGGCUUCUGGAGCAAAGGACAUGGACGUCAGUUCCAAGUCCAGGGAAGCCUCAGCCUGGAGGAGAAACGUCAGCGCGUUCAGGGGAACAAAUCCCACAAGAGAAAAGGAUCUGAACCCAAGCAGCGCGCCGUUUACUUCGCCAUAAACGAAUACGACGAGAAGACCACUGCGGAUGCUUGCAGCUACAUGGUGACGGGGGAGUUGAUGGACGCCGAGAGAACAGCGGAUGAGAUGCUGGAUGCGAUGAUUGCUCAGGCACAAGUUCAACAAGCUUAUCGAGAUCAACCUCAACGAGUUCCGAUGAUGACACCAGCUGGACAAGAUCAACGUGCUCUACAUCAAGGUCGGAGGUUGUCAACGGCCAUUCAGAUCCACAAAGACGCAUAUCAGGAGAGGAUGAGAUGGAUCGAGACCUUUUUGAGGACGAUCAUGAAGGAUCUCAACGACUACGAUGGGAGUUUGAUGACACCUUCAACUCCGACACCUUCGGAAUGUGUCCAUGCCAGAACAACAACGCAUGGAUCCAAUGACGGCACGCGCAUCACGAAGUGCAAGGACUGUGGCUUGAUCUUGCAGGAGGAGAAGCUCACGCCGUCUGAGAAGAUGAAGACGACGUCACCCAAAGAAUGCCCUCACGAAGAUCGAGACGAAAGAAGAACGACAGGACGCACUUGGAAGUGGAGAUGCAAGAGCUGUGGACACACUGCUUCUGGCGACAAGUACCUGGGAGAGAGUGCCAGGCCAGCCACUGCCAGAUCUGAGGGAUCGGCAUCACCUGUGCCGACCACACCAAUGAGGACACCGCAGGUGACACCAAGUCCGACUAUGGCGACAGCUCAUGAGGACUACGAGGUGGACAGGACCGUCGAUCUGGUGAGACAUGUGGUGGAUGUUCAACGAGAGGUGGGACAAACCAUUUUUCUCAACCAGCGGGACAAGAUCUACGACCGUGCCUACUAUGGACGCACCAACGCUGACGUCUGCUUCAAGGAGAUGAACUACCGCAAGGCGAUGGUGGCAAAGCUGAAGAACGGCUCAUUGAGCAACCCACACAUCAUCGACUUCACCAAGUAUGCAGCCCGACGACAUGAACAAGAACAUCCAGGUUCAAGCGCCUACAUGAUGACGGGGCAACCUGGACCAGCCGAAGAUGAACGCAUAAUGGCAGUCUUGGACACAGGAACGAUCACGUCGGUGGAACUUGAAGACUCUGACGCUCCUUUGCGCGCUGGUGCACAGCAACGAUUGGGUUUGGUGAUCGACAUGGGGAACCACACCAUCUACAGCCGCAAGCUUGACAAGGAGUUGGAACUGAUCAUGCACAAUGGUCUGCCUUCCAUGGCGCUUCAUCCUGGAGAGCCUGGUUUGAGCAACAUCGUGCUGAACGCCAUUGACGAGCAGCACGACAUCCAGGACAACGUCCAUGACGAUGACGGGAUCAUCAAGUAUGUGGACACGCUCUCAGAGGAUGAGAUCUCCGAGAUCAACAAAGGUGGCAGUGACUACAUGCCGAUCACAGAAGGCAAGGUCAAGAUACUGACGCGCAAGCAGCGCACACAUCUACAAGAAUCGUUGGAUGAAGUGGAGAAGGAGGAUUGCGCUAUGUGGUCUACUUUGUCACCGGACUACAAACGACCGAGAAGGAUGUUGCCGAGAGGAUGCAAGUCCUUCCUCAUGGAGAUCUUUGUUGGUGCGGCGAGAGUCUUUGUGGAAUUUCCUGAUGGAGAUGAAGACGUUGAGAUGGCAGCGGAAGAUGAAUUCUUCUUCGAAUGCGAUGAUUUGGUGAAUGAUGAGGAGGACCAACCGCCAAAGCUUGUUGCGCGGCAGUACAAGUGGCCAGUCUUUCCAGAUAAGGCUUUUGCACCAACAUCUGCGUACGCCAUCGUGCAGCCAGAGGCUGAGAAAACUUUUGUGAAAAAACAUGAGAAGUUGGAUCGUUUGGGUCGUGUUUUGCCAGGGCAAAGAACAGCAGCAAGCCGAUGGUUUGACGAGUUCAAACAAAAGAGUGAGAAACAUGGUUUGGAAUGUGAUGUCAUGCAGCCCACUUUGACGCGAAAGAACCAGCAGCCACAUGAGAAGGGCAGCAGGUUGUAUGUCACCAUCCAUGUUGACGAUUUGCUGGUGAUUGGAGAUGAGCGUGCAGCACUUACGUUUCUUCAGAAGUUUGAGGCGGAAAAAGGUUGGAAGUUGGAAAAGAAAGGCCCUUUUGGUCUUCAGGUUUGA